Molecule: messenger RNA, 2569 nt
Organism: Drosophila ananassae
Lineage: Eukaryota; Metazoa; Arthropoda; Insecta; Diptera; Drosophilidae
Exons: 9
Coding region: 424-1005 (193 amino acids)
Source: RefSeq, a predicted model, not a curated record
CGGCACUUUGGCAGCAGCGUCGUCGGGGAUUGGCGUCGACGUCGGCAGCAGCAUCGCCUCAGAAGGGCGUCGGUGUCGGCGUCUCACGUAGGCCGCGCCGUUUCCAAGAAACAUUGCUGUGGAACAGCGUCGGCGGAGACAUGGACCGCAAUAUAAGCUACAUAUUCUCGGGAAUCAUCAGUUCCAGCUAGCGUCGAAGGAAAGAAAGCAUGUUUGCCACAUACAUGCGAGCAGAUUUAGAGGAAAUCUGUGAGCGCGGCUAAGUGGGCAUGAGGUCAUUGCCGUGGUCAGGGUGCGUGUCCCAAAAAGGAAGGUCAUCAGGAACGGAUCGUAGACAAUACAGGCGAGGAAUUGUCAUCCCUACCUACGCCUACCAUCUCUACUACAAAAAAACGCGUGGGUGACGCCGAACAAAAAUUAUAAAUGAGGAAACGAUACAAAGGCAUGGAGGCAAGCUGCGUUGAUGUCGGCGGGUUGUUUUUAGGCCGCGUUCGGCCUGCAACGAGGGAUUUUCUUGGAGGCGUCAUCGAUGGAAUGGGAGUCGGCGCCGGGCCAGCGCACACACACAUGGCUGCAUGCAUCGUCAGAACGGCGUCAGCGUCGGCAACAUUGGCUGCGGCGUCGUAUGGGUUGGCGUCGACGUCGGCAGAGAGGAUGGCUGCAGAGGAACGCCGAUUCAUGGAAGCGGCGUCAACAAGUUUGUGGAAGUGGCCGGGGCAGCAUCAGCGGCGUAGCAGGGAAGAAGUCGGCGGCGGCACGGUGGCAGCAGCUUCGUCGGAAAUUUUUGGCAACGGCGGCAGCAGCGCAGCUCCAGACGGGCGUCAUGUCGGCGUCUCACAUCGGGCCGCGCCGUUUCCACGAAAGCUGUAUAUGGAAAGGCGACGGCGGAGGCAUGGCCAGCCACUGAUGGUGCGUAGGCAUAGUAGGCGUCAGGUCGUCGCCGUGGUCAGGGUGCGUGUCCCGGAGGAGGAGGUAGUCAGGUGCGUGUCCCGGAGGAGGAGGUAGUCAGGUGCGGAUCGUCGUCAGUGCGGGUUGCUAAGGACUAGACUCGGAGGAGGUCCCCAGCCAUGAGAAGAUCCAUGAAGGAUUCUUGAUCCCCAAAUGCACUGGAAUCAUUGGAGAGUGCAUUUGAAUCUUCCGCCGUGUUAUCAGAAGGUUCUCGACUUUGCUCUUCAUGGAUUCCUGGAACUCCACAUCCCUCUUGCGCUGUUCGUCGAAUUGCUGUUGGCGCGCUGCUGCUUCUAGUUUAUAGUUUUCUAAUGUAAUUGCAUUUUGAUUUGUAUUGUUAUUUUUAUCCAAUUGUAAUACAUCAGACGGCUGUUGGCGCCGCAUAGGGGGGGUGCGGGGUAUAUAGUUCCUUUUCAGGGGGCGGGACUGGACACCAGGAGUACCCCUUUCAAGGAAGAGAUGCGGUUGAGGACGAUGACUGUGAUGCCCGCGAUACCCAGGAUGGAACCUCUUUUGCAUAUGGAUCUGGCUAACAUGUGGGCGCUGAGGAUGACCAUAUCCAUGGUGAACGUGAUGCCCCCGCGGACGAGGAGCCCCCCUUGCCACCCAUCUCCACUUCAGGUCCUGGUAUAUAGGACAACCCCUGUAGCAGCUGACGUGGGCGCCGUGGCAGUUUGCACAGCAAGCAGGAGUGUCGCGAGGUUUGUUGCAUGAAGCUGAUGGGUGUCUGCCAGCACACUUCAUGCACACAUACCCCCGCGUACACUCCUCCUUUCUGUGUCCAUAAAGCUGGCAGCGGUAGCACUGCGUCAGCAUAUUGCUUUGUCUGUGUAUGGGGAUUGCCUUCGGCCUACCCACUUUCAUUUCCAUUAGGGAGGGGAUAGGUUUGUGGAUCAGGGGCGUGGGGGUCUUCGCCUCGGUCAAUUCUUGGGAGGUCCGUCUGUUUGUCCAUAGCUCUUUAGCGAACUUGCUUUUAAAGUUAGGGGUCUUCAUGUUCUGAGGGGGGAGAGGGGAGAAGUUUGCGCCAUAGUUGUCAAGGUUUUCUCGCAGCUUUGUUGCGAACGUUGUCUUUUCUUUGUCGUCGUUUGGGGGCGGCUUAUGUACUUGCGCUUUUGUCCGAAUCGUUACAGGGCCAGUAUCUACCGAGCUGGCAGGGGAUUUUCGGAGGCUAUUUGUAUUUAUUGGCGGCAAAAUUUCUACCGCCUGAAUCUCAAUUGGGGACUUUAUAACAUUUGGUCGCUUAGCUAUUGCCUCUGGUGGUGUUAGAGGGGGGGAAAGCGGUCGUUUUUGUGUGUCCUUCCUCGUCUCCCUCUCCGUCAUAUAGUCGGCAAAGCUGAAGUCUGCCGCCAAAAUUCCCUUCCACAUCUUGGGCGAGGGGGGAAAUAUUGACUUAUUGAGCAUUUCCCCCUCAGUCAUAAACCCACUUGCUUCUAUACGUUGGCACUCACCACUUUGCGGAGGGCCAUUGUCAAAUGUUGCGUGUUCCUUUGGGCUUGAAGUUUCUUGGUUCCGUGAGACCUCCAUGUUUAAUACUCUUUCCUUUUUGUUUUUAUAUAUGUGUUUUAUUUUAUUUCGAGUUUUGUGAUCAGUGUAUUGUGUGUUUACAGUGUUUUGUGUGUUA